Molecule: messenger RNA, 1047 nt
Organism: Ophidiomyces ophidiicola
Lineage: Eukaryota; Fungi; Ascomycota; Eurotiomycetes; Onygenales; Onygenaceae
Exons: 2
Coding region: 1-1047 (348 amino acids)
Molecular function (GO): oxidoreductase activity, acting on the CH-OH group of donors, NAD or NADP as acceptor
Source: RefSeq, a predicted model, not a curated record
AUGGCUUCUCCAAAACGCUGGCAGCCCCGCGAAGGAUUCUCAGCCGACGUUAUCGCUCGCCUGGUCAACGGUACGCUGCUGUCAACCUCCUUAACCCUACCUUUGUUCCUCCUCACGAAAUUCACAAGCUGGGGGCAAGAAUACGGCGAAAGGCGGCCAGGGGUUGUUCGAGUGUUGAGGCUUUUGCUCUCGAUUGGGCUGUACCGCACUAUCAAUGCCUGGUUGAGCCGCCGUUCGCUGAACAACGGAGUUUCAGACACAUAUAACUGGCGAGCGGAGAUUGCCGUCGUUACAGGUGGAAGCGAUGGAAUUGGAAAAAGAAUCGCACUUCUGCUUGCCGCACGAGGACUGAAAGUGGCGGUGUUAGAUGUUCAGCCGUUGAAAUAUGAACAUCCAGCCAAUAUCGAAUUCUUUUUGUGUGACAUUUGCUCUAGCGAGCAGAUCGCGGGUGUAGCUCAGCAGAUUCGAGCAAAAAUGGGCGAGCCGACUAUUUUAGUCAACAAUGCUGGUAUCCUGAAAGGAAAGACAAUCCUCGGAGGGACAGAAGCGGAGACCCGUCAGACUUUUGAAGUGAAUACAAUGUCGCACUACUGGCUCACCCGUCAAUUUUUACCACAUAUGGUAUCCCGAAACCACGGAAUGGUCGUUACUGUUGCGUCACUCGCCUCCCAUGUCACCAGCGCCAAUCUAGUGGACUACUCUGCCAGCAAAGCGGCAGCGCUUGCAUUCCAUGAAGGUCUUGCUGGCGAACUGCGGAGUUGCUACAGUGCACCUAAAGUGAGAACGGUGCUAGUGACGCCGGGCUUCGUCAACACUCAGCUUGUGGAUGUGAUUAGGCCUGGAGGAAGCUUGCUGACUCCGCUGUUGCACCCAGACACUGUUGCCGAAGCUGUUACAGACCAAAUUCUAACCGGUCGCAGCGGCAACGUUAUCUUGCCGAUUUUUUCUGGAAACAUUGUCAGCAAUGUCCGGUCUUUUCCUCAUUGGCUCCAGAAGCGGUUUAGGAACGAGGGUGCGCGCUUGAUGUCGCCGCGUAGCAGGGGUUAA